Messenger RNA from Harpia harpyja (harpy eagle), 5285 nucleotides. Its product is annotated as centrosome-associated protein CEP250-like. The record is from RefSeq and is a predicted model, not a curated record. The coding region runs from base 126 to 5087 and encodes 1653 amino acids. The transcript is spliced from 18 exons. Lineage: Eukaryota; Metazoa; Chordata; Aves; Accipitriformes; Accipitridae.
CGGGCAGGGUGAGCCGCUGCGCCCGCCUCUGGCAGGCGCCUGAGCGCGGUCCGCCGGGGCAGGCCGCGGAGCAGCCCCCGCCGCGGGGCCCGUCAGGCGGCGGAGCCCGGCUGGAGAGCGGGGGCAUGGCGGCGCGGAGCCAGGCCUCCCUGCGGCGCCGGCUGCAGAGCUCGCAGGAGGCGCAGCACCGGCAAGCGGUGCUGGUGCGGAAGCUGCAGGCGAAGGUACUGCAGUACCGGACUCGGUGUCGAGAGUUGGAGCAGCAGCUGGCAGCAGGAGGGGGACCCCUUCCAGGCAGGUGGGAAGCCACAGAAGACCAGAGCCUGGAGAAAGCACUGCUUCAGGUGGAAGAGGAGCAGCAAAGGUGUGAGAAUCUGGCAGAAGUGAACGCUCUCCUGCAGGAGCACCUCGAUGAAGCGAAUGAGGUUAAUUCAGCCCUUAAAGAAGAUGUUGGAAAACUGACGGCGGAUUGGAUGAGGGCCCGGGAGGAGCUGGAAUUGAAGGAGAGUGAGUGGCGCAGCGAACGUGAGCUUUAUGACAGCUACCUAAGGGGUGAACGCAGCCGUCUACUCAGCCUGUGGCGUCAGGUGGUAACCUUCCGCUGUCAUUUCCUGGAAAUGAAGACUGCCACUGACCGAGAUUUGUCAGAGCUGAAGGCAGAGCAAAUGAGGCUUUCUGGAUCUAUACUUGUAAACUGCUCCCACCUAAACUGUGGCGUACGGCCCUGGGAAUCCGUUACGCUGGGUAGACCUGUCCUCAAGGAUCAGGCACAGCAGCAAGCGGAACAGGAAAUAAGCCAGAAGACUUGGGCAGUGAUGCACUUACAAGUCGAAGGGGACCCGGAGAAGAAGGAGCUUCAGGACAGACCGAAGGACUUAGCUGCACUUGAAGGAGAACAUUCAUUAUUACAGAGCGAGUUGGUGGUCGCAAGAGAGAUGCUGGAGGAAUCGCACCUUCAGAGGGAUCUGCUGAAGCAAGAGAAACAGGAGCUUACCGUGGCACUGGAGAAGGCAGAGCAGUCGGUAGCGGAGUUGACAGGGGCUCAGAAUAAGCUGAGUGCUGAAAUAGCCGAUCUACACGUUGCAGCAGCGAACAUGAGCAGUAUCAAUGAAGCUCUUGCCUUGGAUAAAGUGCAGCUGAACAAACUUGUGUUGCAGCUGGAGCAAGAGCUUGACGUUCUGUCGGGUAAAGUGGACGAGAUGGAGAGAGCAAAGAUCUCUGACCAGGAGAAGCUGAACUUGUGGGAGAGAACAAAUGAGGCGCUGAGCGCAGAGAAAGCCCACCUGGAGCAGCUGCUGAAGGAAGCAGAGGAGCAACAGGAGGGGCUGCAGGUAGAGCUGAGGAUGCUGGCAGAGGAGAAGGCAGAAACCCAAGAGAAACUCAAUCAGGUUCACCGCCAGCAAGAGUCAGCUAGCAGUGGUCUGGAGCAGUUGCGGCAGGAGUCCUCUCGCCAAGGGCAGGCACUGGCCAACGUAUCCAAAGAGAAGGAAUUGCUGGUGCACGAGAAGGCUGCCCUAGAGGUGCGACUGGCAGCCACGGAGCAGGAGAGACGAGGCCUUGCAGAGCAGCUGGCAGAGGCCAGGUCAGGGAAGGAGACCCUGGAAUCCAGCCUGCUUGAGGCUCAGCAGCGCUUAUGUCAGCUGGAGAUCGCCAGGAGUCAGCUUGAAAUCCAACUUCACACGGUCAGGCAGGCCAAGGAGGUGAUACAAGGGGAAGUGAAGUGCCUUCAAUGUGAGCUGGAAGCAGAGAGAUCUCUCCUGAAGCAGGAACGGGCAAACAUGGCGCAACAGCUCUUGCGGACAGAAGAGCAGUAUAACGAUACCCUCAGACUUCGGGAAACUGAUCACGAAGUGGAAAUAAACAAGCUCCUGCAAGACCUGGCAAGCGAGCGGGAAGGGCACCAUUCAGAGCUACAGGAGAUGCUGGAGCAGUGGGAAAAGGAGAAGGCGGAGACAGAAAGGGAGCACGAGAAGAAGCUGUUUGAUAUGAAGCAGAGAGUUGCUACCAUGCAAGCUCAACAAGAGGAGGAACGGACGAGAGUGGAGAAUGCCAAGCAAGAGCAGGAACGGGCCAGACUGCGAGCAGUUAAAGAAGAACUGGUACGGGAGAUAAAACUUCUUCAGGAAUCAGUCACAGGCUCCGAAACCCGAGCAAAUGCAGCAACAGAUAGGAAUCGCUGCCUUGAACAAGAACUUCAAACUACAUUGUCUAUCUUAAAAAUCAAAAAUGAGGAAGUGGAAACGCAGCGGGAGAAAAUCCAGAUGCUCCAAAAAGAGGCAGCACAGGGAAAAGCUUUGCAGGAGAGUCUCACUCAUAUGACUGCCAUCCUGUCAGAGAGGGAGGGAGAAAUGAAGUUGUACCAGCAACAGAUGAGAAUGCUGGAAAACCAGAAAGAAACGCAUGAAACUACUCUCAGUGAGGUUAUCAAGGACAUAACAGAGAAAAAACAGAAGGUUGAAUCCCAGCAAGAACAGAUACAGGAGCUGGAGAAGCAGCAAGAAAUGCUGAGGACUGCUGUCAGCAAGAUGAGCAAAGAGCUGGAGGAGAGAGACCGGGAGGUGGGAUCCCAGCAAGAACAGAUACGGGAGCUGGAGAAGCAGCGAGAAAUGCAGAGGACUGCUGUCAGCAAGAUGAGCAAAGAGCUGGAGGAGAGAGACCGGGAGAUCCAAUUCCAGGAAGGGAAAAUAAUGAUUCUAGAACGACACGGUGCAUCACAAGUGAGAAAUCUGCAGGUGGAUCUUGAUCAUAUGAAAGGGAACUUGAAGGAGAAGAACUUGGAGCUUCUGUCUCUGACUCAGCAGAUCCAAGCACUGGAAAUGGAGAGAGAACAGGUGAAAUCUCUGCACGCGAGCCUUGGAGACCUGAGGGCAGUUCUUAAGGACAGAGAGCGCGAGUGUGAUUCUCAAAGGGAUCAGUUAAGACUCUUGCAGCAGUACAAGGAACAGCAAGAGGGCUACCUGCAGGAGCUUCGUGGGACACUAGAAAAGAUGACCCUCUCUUUAUCUGAAAAGGAUCAAGAGCUUGAGUCGCAACAAAAGCAAAUCCGGGAAGCUGAAGAAGUCAUGGAAAUGCAGUUAAGGACUGUCCGUGACCAACUGGAGCAGACCUUAGGAACCUUAAAAGAAAAGGACAGACUCCUAGACAUCCAAAAGCAACAAGCAAGGAGCUCUGCGGAAAAAACAGAAGAACAGAUGAAUGUCUUGCACAGAGACUUAGAAUACACAACAGCAAUACUGAAAGAAAAGGAUUUAAUGAUUGAAUCUCAGAAGGAACUGAUUGAGACCUUCCAAAAACAAGAGCAAGACUCUGAACAGCAGAAGGAAAUUCUGCAGCAGCUUCAAGUGGCACUAAAGGAAAAAGAACAAGAAAUGUUAUCCCUUAGAAAGCAAUGUGAGGCGUGGAAGGAAAAGGAGGAAAAGCGUGAAGCUGAGCAAACAAAUCUCCAAGCAACAAAACUGACUCUGAAAGAAAGAGAGGAAAAGAUAGAGGUUCUGGAGGAGGCUAUCUCUAAGCUUCAACAGCAAAAGGAGGAGGCAGCGAUGCAGACCAAAGCUAUACUGCAAAAACUAGAAUACGCUGAAUCUUCUCUAGAAGCGAGAGAUCAAGAGAUAGUGUCUUUGCAAGAGCACGUCCAGGAGCUUCGAGAGCAGAAGGAGUUAGAAGGCAAGCAGGCCAAGAGUCUAGAGCAGGAUCUAGACAAAAUGAGCCAAAUCUUGAAGGAGAACCAUUUGGAGUUCCUCAGGCAGACGGAGCAAAUGAACAUGUUCCGGCUUCGUGAAGAAAGCACGAAAGUAGCGCUAACAUCAUGCCAGCAGCAAGUGGAUCUGCUUGAGCACGCGGUGAGGAAGAGAGAAGAAGACAAUGAAACUCUCAUGCAAAAACUCCAGCGCCAAGAAGAAGAACUGAAGACCUUGCAGAAUCUCCAGCUUAGGCUAACCAAGAAGAAUGAAGAGGUUAGGCAUCGCAGAGAGCAAGAGAAGCUCCUGGAAGAAGCCUUGCACGAGAUGGAACGAGAGACCAAGGCCGAAGGUGAACUAGAAGAGUUAGAAGAGGAAGUAAGAGCUCUUCGGGAAGAUCUCCAGCAUGUUCAGCCGACUCUGACAAAGAAGGACGAAGAGAUCAAGAACCACAGAGACAGAGUCGGGUACUUAGAGAAGACUCUGGCGGAGAGAGAACAAGAGCUUAGGAGGCAGAGUGAACUCUUGAAGCAAUUAACAUCAGCUUUGCGAUGGAAGGAUGGCGGGGAGACCCUACAGAGACGAAUCCAGAAACUCCAGAAAUGGGAGGAAGAGGAAGCAGAGAAGAGGCGAGUUCUCCAGGAGAGAGACCGUUCCUUGCAAAGACAGAAGGAGCUAACCCAACAACUGGCGGAUGAGCGGAAAGCCAAGGGGGAAGAAUUGGAGCGCACGAUUGCUAUUUUGAAGCAGACCGAGAGCAGAGAAGUCAAAUGGAGAGAGAAGGCACAAGCACUGACUCUUGCCCUUACCAAGAGUGAAAUGGCCAACGGGACUCUGAGGGAAGAAAUAGCCAUCCUGCAGAGUACGGUUUCGGAGAGGGACACGGACCGGUUUCAUCAUCAGCAGGCUAUUGCAGAAGGGGAGCAGCUAUCAUGGCUCUCGGAGAAGAGACUCCUGUCACAGCAGCUGGAAUGUCUGCAGCGAGCAGUUGCAAGGCUGGAACUGGAGAAGGCAGAGCUGAAGCAACUCAAUGCUGAGCUCAGGAGGACUCUCGAGCAGGUGGAACGUGAACGGAGGAGACUGAAGAGAUAUCACAGUGGUCGGUCGCUGCCAGAUGCGUGCGGAUUUUCGCUCUCUGACCAGCACAAGAUGGCUGCUUCUAGACAGGAGGAGUCUCACGCUCGCUGCAGUCGUCGAUUAGCUGAGUUGCAGAACCAGGUGUCCCUUCUGCAGACGCAGCUGGCACAAGAACGAAAAUACAAGCAGGACUAUAUUGAGUGCUGUGCCAAGACCAGCCAGGAGCUGUCAGACCUUCACCAAGAGCUGUCUCGCUCCUUAGCAGCUGUGGUCAGGGAGCCCAAAGCUGCUGUUCUGGAAGCAGAGACUCGGAAGCUGGGUCAGCCUCUCUGAACCUUCUUUUCCUGUAGAGGAGCAGCUGCAGCAUCACGGCGUUCCGGUCUUGUGCCCUUCCCGGAAAUGUAUUAUGUUUUGCUGUGGGGAAUGGGGGUACAUCUGUUCUGUUUGCGUCCGGAAGCAUUUCCUAGCGACAGCGAUUUUAAAAUUUUUUUUUUUUAAUAAAAGAGAUUUUGCGGGACUGCACUUUUUCAA